AUGUCUCGGGGAGAAACAAACCCACAGAUGCAGCAGGAGGAGCAACAGCAGGAGGAGGAGCAGCAGGAGGAGCAGCAGGAGGAGCAGCAGGAGGAGGAGCAGCAGGAGGAGCAACAGCAGGAGGAGCAGCAGGAGGAGGAGCAGGAGGAGGAGGAGCAGCAGGAGGAGCAGCAGCAGGAGGAGCAGCAGAAGGAAGAGGAGGAGGAGCAGCAGGAGGAGCAGCAGGAGGAGGAGGAGCAGCAGGAGGAGGAGCAGCAGGAGGAGCAGCAGGAAGAGGAGCAGCAGGAGGAGGAGCAGCAGGAGGAGCAGCAGGAAGAGGAGCAGCAGGAGGAGGAGCAGCAGGAGGAGGAGCAGCAGGAGGAGCAGCAGGAAGAGGAGCAGCAGGAGGAGGAGCAGCAGGAGGAGGAGCAGCAGGAGGAGCAGCAGGAAGAGGAGCAGCAGGAGGAGGAGCAGCAGGAGGAGCAGGAGGAGGAGCGACAGGAGGAGCAACAGCAGGAAGAGGAGCAGCAGCAGUAG
Molecule: messenger RNA, 516 nt
Organism: Knipowitschia caucasica
Lineage: Eukaryota; Metazoa; Chordata; Actinopteri; Gobiiformes; Gobiidae
Source: the annotation of a GenBank genome assembly